AUGGCCAAAGUUAUCAGAAAUCAGUGGGUGUACAAAAAAACUGGACAUUGGUAUCGGUAUCUUCCGCGCAGAAAUGAUAUCUCCAAAGAAUUCGAUUAUGAAAAGUUUAUGGCUGGGCCAGAGCAUUUUCCUGAAAAGAUGGAAAGCAAACCACCAAAACUUUGGUUGGUGUGGAUCUAUAGAAAUUAUUCGACAGAUCCGACGUGUACCAAAAAAAAAUCGAAAAAUUAUUUGCCUGGCAAAAUGUUUAUUUUUAAGAAUACUGCUUCACAGAAUAUAGAAUUGUGGCUUUUGAAACAUAUCAUUGAAGUACGUGCACUCUCUUUUCCGAAUGGUGAACCAACAGUUGAUGAUGUGAACGCCUUGGAAGUUUAUCCAGAUGGAAGAUGCGUAGUCGAUAAGCGUUUAGCUUACGAACCGUCUCAGUUUAAUGUGAUGGACCCACACAAACAAAUGAGUAACAGUUAUCUGUGUUCACGACUGAGAAGUCGGCACAACAAAUGUCAAGAUAUAUUUGAAACAAAUGUUUAUACGAUCAAGAAUGUCACAUUAGUCGAAUAA
This is a messenger RNA of Loa loa (African eye worm), 561 nucleotides long. RefSeq lists its product as hypothetical. The transcript has 6 exons. Bases 1 to 561 code for a protein of 186 amino acids. NCBI's taxonomy places the organism in Eukaryota, Metazoa, Nematoda, Chromadorea, Rhabditida, Onchocercidae. The record is from RefSeq and is a predicted model, not a curated record.